AUGCUCAAGGACGCCGGCGUGCGCAUCGACGGCGUGGGCAUGCAGGCGCACCUGCACGCCGACAACCACCCGACGGCCGAGGACCUGAUCGCCACGAGCGAGGGCUACGCCGCGCUGGUCGACGAGGUCGCCUUCACCGAGCUGGACGUGCGCAUCAAGACCCCCGUCAACGACACCAAGCUCGAGUGGCAGAAGGAGUGCUACCAGAAGGUGGUGACCGCCUGCGUCAAGGUCAAGGCCUGCGUCGGCAUCACCCUGUGGGACUUUUACGACCCCUUCAGCUGGGUGCCCGAUGUCUUCCCCGGCAACGGCGCGUCGCUGGUCUGGUUUGAGGACUUCUCCAAGCACCCGGCGUACGAUGGCAUGGUUGAGACCUUCAAGAAGCUGAUCGGCGAGAAGCCGGGACCGGGCUGCAAGCGCAGGAGAAGGAGCGUGGGCUCGAAGGCUUAA
Messenger RNA from Chaetomium globosum CBS 148.51, 450 nucleotides. RefSeq lists its product as uncharacterized. The coding region runs from base 1 to 450 and encodes 149 amino acids. Lineage: Eukaryota; Fungi; Ascomycota; Sordariomycetes; Sordariales; Chaetomiaceae. The record is from RefSeq and is a predicted model, not a curated record. The transcript has a single exon. Gene Ontology annotation, molecular function: hydrolase activity, hydrolyzing O-glycosyl compounds. Gene Ontology annotation, biological process: carbohydrate metabolic process.